AAAGGUCACGUGUAUCUAGAUACUGGUCAUUGUGGCGGAAGGUUGCCUCGAGCAAGACUGCACGUCUGGAGCCUUGCGGAACGCUGCGAUGGUGAGGUCCGCCUCGAAACCCAUGCGGCUACUCUUUGGCAGGACACAUCCGAUUUCCAUGUUGUCGCUGCACCUGUGGUCUCUUCCUGAUUCAUGCUUGCACUGAUUCUCGUCGCCCAAACAUACUAGCGGCCACGAAACUGCGCAGGUUACCGUCGCUUUCGUGCUCAAUAUACGCCUUUCGCCCACAAUGGGAUCUCAACAACGCUCCGACUUGGACCGAUCUUUCAGCCCCGGGGAAAAUCUCGAAAAGACCUCGAUGGACCUGCCCUCGUCUGCUCCCGACAGCGAUUCCUCUUCCUUUCUCGGCGAGAGAGAGAUACGGGAGAUUCGUUCAAACCAUAUCACGCGCCGCCGUCGGUUGUGGUGGAUCUCCUUUGUCAUCGUACAUGCCAUUCUACUUUCUGUAUACAUCGGGAGCUUUCUGUCUCUGCGUGCACAAGUCAACAAGCUGCGAAAGUAUGGUCCGCAGCUUGUCAACUCCCCGGCCAACGAUGGCGUAGAGUGGGAACUGCAGACCUUUAUCAACAACGAUAAUGAACAUGGGCCGUUCUCCGGACCUCCAAGGGAGGAGGUGAAUCGAAAUUGGCACAGAAUAAUCAAUGACGAGAACAUUGUUUUGGAGCCAGAGUAUAUAAAAGCUCUCGGCCGUGAUCAGUUUGGUGUAGCUGUCCCUGACGGUUCGGGGUUCCUCGGCACCUUGAACGUAUACCACGAGCUUCACUGUAUUGUUCGCUAUCUGACGCACGCUUCACAUUUGCAGAAACGCCUCUAUCAAUACACCUAUCCAGACGUCUACCCACAGGGUGACACGCCUGCGGAACAAGCAAGCAAUCGCCAGCACAAAGAUCACUGUUUGGACUUCCUGCGCCAAUCGGCCAUGUGCCACGCCGAUGUCGGCGUCAUUACGUUCCAGUGGUCGCCAAAUAGCCUGGUACCAGUGGCCAACGCAACGCACCACCAGUGCGCCAACUGGGACAAGCUCGCGCAGUGGACCAAAGCGCGGACGGUUGACAUGAUGAAACCGGGCUGGCUGAUCCACCCCUCCAAAGGUGAGGUUGCGAUAUAUCCAAUGUCUCUGUCACUUCCACUUUUCACCCAUUCCGCUAAUAGUUGA
Messenger RNA from Colletotrichum navitas, 1207 nucleotides. RefSeq lists its product as uncharacterized. Bases 281 to 1207 code for a protein of 308 amino acids. Gene Ontology annotation, biological process: mycotoxin biosynthetic process. Lineage: Eukaryota; Fungi; Ascomycota; Sordariomycetes; Glomerellales; Glomerellaceae. The transcript has 5 exons. The record is from RefSeq and is a predicted model, not a curated record.